AUGAAGACUGCGUUAUCAAGCACACUACGAGCGUGCUACGUGGCACUGCUACUGAGCACAGAAUGGGGUGCUUACGCCUCAGAAGUGAACAAUAACGACAGUGUUGUCAACGUGGAUGGACAUGAGCACGAUCUCGAUCGUGUCUCAAACGUUAACAUGAAUGUCACCAAGAGCAAAGAAAUGGUAGAAGUAGAUUGUGACGGUUUAGAGUGCGCAUUUGAUGUGGUAGAUGCCAGCAGAGGCAUCCCUUCCGUCUGGGCCCGAGGCCUCGUGACGACCGAAGUUGAUCCAAAGCUCAUCUUGCAGGAACAUGCGCGGGCUGCCAGCAGUUUACAAAAGAGCUUUAGGGGUGAGACGCUGGGCUACGUGACACCGUGGAACAGCCGAGGCUACGAUUGGGCAAAGCGUUUUCGCACCAAGUUCACGUAUAUCUCGCCCACAUGGCUGCAAUUGCGUGAAGACGAUGAUCAUGUACCGAUCAUCACAGGUACACACGAUAUUGACCAGCAGUGGGUUCAUGAUGUCAAAUAUGGGUCAAAAGGUGACCCACAUGAGGGAAAAGGCCCUGCGAUAGUACCUCGUGUUAUCUACGAGCGCAGUUAUUUCAAGCCAGAAGACUUUCCAGUGAUUCUGUACGAGCUGCUAUCGUUGAUGACUAAGCACGAUUUUGAUGGAAUCGUGUUUGAGAUUCCAGUGAUGCAAAAGACAUUAAGUAUGCUGCAACAAAUGGCUCGAGUCUUCCGAGCACAGGACAAGUUGCUGAUUCUUGUGUUACCCAAAAGUUCGAAUGAUGGCCAGAUGCCUGUGACGCAUGAGCUUUUUUCCAAGUUGGCGCCGUUAGUGCACCGCUUUACCAUGAAUGCGUACGAUUAUAAUAUUCCUGGGCCGACUGCGCCUUAUCAAUGGCUGAAGAAGACCCUAAAGAAGAUGUCGCCGAUGGAGCGGCAGAGGAUACUGAUGGGACUUCCGUUUUAUGGUUUUGAUAAUUCUGAGGUGCUAACGGGAAGUACUUACAUUCAAUUGUUGAAAGAUAACAAUAUCGACAGGAUUCGAUGGGAAACAAUUGCACAUGAGUGUCGACUCAUGCACACUCGCGCAGAAACGGGUAGUUUUCGUCUUGUUUUCUAUCCAUGUCUUCAAUUUCUGCAGGAUCGUUUGCAGCUCUACAAGGAAUAUGGUGUGGGGGUUGCGAUUUGGGAGCUAGGACAAGGACUCGACUACUUUUACGACCUCUUGUAA
Peronospora belbahrii is the source of this 1239-nucleotide messenger RNA. Lineage: Eukaryota; Oomycota; Peronosporomycetes; Peronosporales; Peronosporaceae. The record is from the annotation of a GenBank genome assembly.